Bicyclus anynana (squinting bush brown) is the source of this 5980-nucleotide messenger RNA. RefSeq names its product N-acetylgalactosaminyltransferase 6. Gene Ontology annotation, cellular component: Golgi apparatus. NCBI's taxonomy places the organism in Eukaryota, Metazoa, Arthropoda, Insecta, Lepidoptera, Nymphalidae. The record is from RefSeq and is a predicted model, not a curated record. Bases 194 to 2020 code for a protein of 608 amino acids. The transcript is spliced from 13 exons.
UUGUCAUUGUCAAGCGGUCUUCGGUGGAGGUCAUUGAAUUUUAUUAUUUUGGAAAUUAAAAUUUAAAGUGGUACGGUAGCUGAGUGAAUGUUUACUGUAAAUUUAUAAAAGAACUUUCAAAACAAUCAAGAAUACCAUUUAAAAUUUACCACAUGUAUUAAAAAAGUAGAAAGACACUUUGUUUUUAAAGAUAAUGGUAUCAGUUAUGAAACGUUUUAUUAUAAGGCUGCUGAGGCUGCGUAACAUAGUCAUUUUUACUCUCGCAGUGGUUAUACUGUAUGCAAUCAGAACAGUCACAGAUGUGAAGACUUUGAACGAUGUAGCCAGACCAGUGCGGACGUCUCUUAACAAAAUAUUAUAUAGUGACCAUUUUGUGCCAGCCAGUUUAAAGAAAAUAGACUGGCACAAUUAUCAGCAAAUAGAUUUUGAAAGGCAAAGAGUGGGAAUUGGUGAACAUGGUCACCCAGCCCACCUUCCUUCAAAGGAUGCUGACAUUGAAAAAGAGUUGUAUUCUGUAAACGGUUUUAACGGCGCAUUGAGUGACAAGAUACCAUUAAACCGUUCUCUACCAGACAUCCGCCAUCUUGGAUGUCACAAAAGGCAUUACAUUGAAUCUCUACCCACAGUCAGUGUGGUUGUACCUUUCCACAAUGAACAUUGGAGUACUUUGCUUAGGACUGCGUACAGUGUACUUAACAGAUCACCCCAGUUUUUAAUCAAAGAAGUUUUUUUAGUGGACGAUGCUAGUACAAAGCCAUUCCUCAAAGAUAAGCUGGAUGAAUAUCUAGCGAAGCACCUGCCGAAGGUGAAAGUGGUGAGGCUAAAGAGCCGCAGUGGGCUGAUCACGGCGCGGCUGGCGGGCGCCAAGCAGGCCACGGCGGAUGUGCUGAUCUUCCUGGACUCGCACACUGAGGCCAACGUCAACUGGCUACCACCACUGCUAGAGCCGAUAGCCCUGAACUACCGCACAGUGGUGUGUCCCUUCAUAGACGUGAUAGCGUACGACACGUUCGAGUACCGGGCGCAGGACGAGGGCGCGCGGGGAGCCUUCGACUGGGAGUUCUUCUACAAGAGGCUGCCCGUGCUGCCCAAGGAUGAGGAGAACAUGCCCGAGCCGUUCGAGAGUCCGGUGAUGGCGGGCGGGCUGUUUGCGAUAUCGCGCGUGUUUUUCUGGGAGCUGGGCGGGUACGACCCGGGGCUGGACAUAUGGGGCGGCGAGCAGUACGAGCUGAGCUUCAAGAUCUGGCAGUGUGGCGGGCGUAUGGUGGACGCGCCGUGCUCGCGCGUGGGCCACAUCUACCGCAAGUUCGCGCCCUUCCCAAAUCCCGGCCACGGAGACUUCGUGGGGCGGAACUACAGACGCGUGGCAGAGGUGUGGAUGGACGAGUACGCGGCGCACCUGUACCGGCGGCGGCCGCACUACCUGCGCAUCGAGCCCGGCGACAUCGCGCCGCAGAGGGCGCUGCGGGACAAGCUGCAGUGCAAGCCCUUCCGCUGGUUCAUGACGCAGGUAGCAUUCGACCUGACUGCCAAGUAUCCACCAGUUGAGCCAAACCCAUUCGCUUCGGGACAGGUGCGCCCUGCGACCAAUCCACAAUACUGUGUGGACGCCCUGCGCGGCCAGCAGAUGGACAAGCUGCAGCUGCGGCGCUGCGCCAGCGACGCGUCCACCGAGCAGGAGUUCGUACUGUCCUGGCACAAGGACAUCAAAAGCAAGAACAGAAACAUGUGCUGGGACCUGCCCGACGCUUCGCCGAAGAGUCCGGUGCUGCUGUACGGCUGCCAUCUCGGCGGCGGCAACCAGUUGUGGAGGUAUCACACGGACUCGCGACGUCUUAAACACAGCACGAAUGACAACUGCCUGGACUGGGACCCGGCCACGAAGGACCUGUUCAUAAGCCCGUGCGCAGACCGCAACACGCAGGAGUGGCUCAUAGACAACGUGGACGCGGAGAUGAUGGCGAAGUGGGAAAUCGUCGCCAAUCGUGUCACCGGGCCCAUACCCAUAGACGAUGCAUAGGUGAAAUUUUGCUAUUGACACACAAUAUAACUAUUGUAUAGGAGAAAACCAGUCUCUAUAAAAAAUUCGGGCCCAAAAAAUUCAAACGAUACAUUGUUCAAAAUUGGGCAUAAAUUAGAACAAUAUAAGGAGAUCUUAUGAGGCCAAUUUUCACAAAAAUCUAUUUUGGCUAAAUCAGCUAAAUUACUUGUAAAUGGUGAAUUUGCACAAGUUGAUCGGAUCCAUUUGGCUUGAUGUCUGAUUCAUUGCAUUAUCUUUGUCAAACUGACAGUUUAUUUGACAUUCAUUUGAAAUAUUUGGUCAACAGUAAAUUCAUUGUAUGAAAUUCAAUGAAUUUACUGUCAAACGUAUCCGAUGCCAUUGACGUUCACAUUUAAAGAUAGCGCGCAUUUUCAAAGACAGCUGACAACCUUCAGCAUGAAGAUACUGAAAUCAAUUUAUUUACCCUGUUGGCCAAUAUUAUUUCGUCUAAGACUCAAAUAGAGUAAUUUAGUAAUAAUACAAGAUUUCUAGUAUUUUUUUAUUUCUGUAUCGUUCUGAAGAUUGGGCCCAAUUUUGGAGUUUUCCUUUACAUAAUGUAUACCCGUCAACUUGUCGACUUUGUUUAUUGAAGUGAUAACUUCUUAUUGGAUAACCGCUUGGUAACGUAACGUGUUUAAAGCUGAAGUUGGCACGUUUGACACUUGCACUUGACAGAGCGAAUUUUGGACUGAAUUGAUAAUGUAGAGUAUUUUUUAUUUUACUACCACAGACUAUUUUAAAAGUUUCUAUGUUGUAGCUGUCAAAAUGUUCUUUACACCUCUCCGACAAUAGAGGAUUCUUAAUUAAAUUACGUACUUACGAUAAGUACGUAUCGGACGCAUCGUAUCAAAAGGGUUUUUAUAAUAUAUACAGUAUACAGUAUAGUGUUGCUUUGAUAGUAAAGUCCAGUAUUUGAAACAUUUUAAGUUAACAUUUACUCUCGAUUGUUGAUUGAUAAACAUUUCAGUGUAAGACCUGACUUACGUACCACACAAUUCAUAGAAAAAUGAGGCUGUUAAAUUAUUUAUGUAUUAAAAGUAUGUAUGUAUAUUGUAUAUUAAUAAUUUAAGAUAAAUAAAGAAAUACAGCUGGUUAGUGUAAAUUUUUAUGACAAGUUGUAUCAAUAUCGAGAUUCAUAUAAGUUGGGAUAGACGUCAUAGGCAAUAAUCCGACCAACUGCAAACCGAAACAUAUCAAUACAAAAUAUUAGCAUUUACUUAUUUUUUACCAUAAAUACUAAAAUCCUAAUCUGGAGGCGCCAGAACCAAUUUUUAACCGACUUCUUAUUACAUAGGUAGUAGAAAAAAUAAGUUCUUUAAUGUUUCGCAACUUUAUUUUUCUGGUUAGACUGAGCACACUUAAUGUAUUUUUUGUCGUCAUUAUGUACCAAAAUUUAGUUUUUUAGAUUUUUUGUUUCUUUUAUACACACAAUUAAUAUGUGUAAUAUGUACAUUUUACUACAAUUAGAGUAUUUAUUUUAUGUAAGUGGGAGUUACAUUAUAAUCGUUUUGGUGCAAUAUACUUAUUAUAUUUUAUAUAUGGGAAAUUCUCAAUCGAUGUUUUCUAUUGUAAUAUAAAUUAGUAAAUAUUUUAUUGUAGUUAAAGUAAAAGUUAAAAUGCCUUUUAUAUAUAUUUCUAUUGUACAUUAUUAUGUAGUUGUAAUGAAUGUACUCGUACUUAGCUAUGUAUGGAAUGCAAUUUAAUUAUUAAGUUUUAUGUUAAAAGUAGAUAAUUUACUAACAAUUUUAUAAUUUUGGAAUAAUGUUCGAAAUGUCAGCGUGUUUUUUGUAAACAUAGACGUUGAUGCGAUAAAUGGCAUGCGCAUAUUGGCGGCAGGGGAAAUCUACCCCUAAGAUUCUUUUAUCUGCCAUUGGGCUUUUCUUUUUUUUUCCUUAGAGGGGUAAAUCCUCAUGGAUUAUACUACCCGUUUGGGUAGUGCCGAACUCCUACCAGCUAAAAAAUCCCUUCUACCCCCAAAAAGGCUGAUGUACUAACUACUAUUUACUAUAACUGCUAUUCAGCCUACCACCACCACUUUAUUUUUCGAAUUCUUUUUCAUCCUUCUCUUUUAUCUUCAAUAUGGUUUCUACGAUUACGAAAAGUCGAAAAGCUACUUUUGUAGAUACCGUCUCUUGCAUACCGGCGCAUAGCAGUAUAUGUUGGUGCAUAGCGGCAUAUCUCAGCAUAUAUCGGCGUGUACCAGCUUAUACCGGCGUAUAUCAGCGCAUCCCGCCGCAUUCAGCAGCUCCAGCGUGCUCUUCCAUGUUUCCGGAAUAACUGCCGAUGCUUUGUUGUCCACCACUGAAGAUAAUACAUACCUUAUUUCAAUGGGAUAAGUAUUACAUUUAAUUGAUAACGAAAUAUUUAAUUUAUUUUUGUAUCCAUAUUUUAUUUUUCACUUGUAUAUUUUAGUGUGAUCUCUUGUAUGCUCUUUAGUGUGUUAGAUACUGUGCACAUGAGAGCACAGUAUUUUAUUUAUUAAUGUGCAUACAUUAAGUACUACGUUUGGACGAAUUUAUGCAAUAGCAAAGUAAGGAAUAUGCCUUUUUUUCAUUUUUAAUCGAUUUCUGAUGUUGCAAAAUUAUGAUAAAAGUUAAAUCACGAGAGGAAACAUUAUUAUUUGCUGCGAAAUAAGCACUUCAAAUGUCUGACAUUUUAACAGUAAUUUUUUGCAAGAAUAUUUACGUGAUAUGGACUUUUGAGUCCAUAAUUUUUCAGUGCCUUGUAGACCAAGUAUUUGAAUAGUGCAUGUUGCCAGUGAUUUUAUAGUCUCUUGCUAUACGCUUGACUGGCCUGAAUGUAAUGCUUAGUGUUAUUUUGCGUGUGAUGGAAGAAGAUGGUUAUGUAUGUAGCAAAUGUUUGAGCAAUAUUAUGGGAUACUAUGUGGUGUCCGAGUAGUGAUAUCCAUUUAAAUAAUUUGUAUGUAGUUAGACAGGAAUUUGCUUCAUAAAAAUAAAAAAAGUAGAUUUGCAUUGUAGGAAUAAUUCCUACAAAAGUCCAUAGGUCGAGGCGUAAUUUAUAUUUUCACGUUUAUUGUAAUUGAAUGUCAUCUUUCAGUAUAUUAAGUAGAAAAAUACUGUUACUUAUUGCAUUGUAUAAAAUUAUCUAGUCUUAAAGUUUUUGCCAGUGAUUUACUUAGAAUAAAAUUGUUGCGAUUUUUUAAUGGCAUAAAUGCAAUUUAUCCCCAGUUUCUCGAACCACUAGUCAAAUUAACCGUUAAAUUUUGAAUAAUUAAAAAUUAUUUUUAAAUUUAAAUAAAUAAUUAAUAAAUUAUUGAAAAAUAGCAUAUUGUCAUAAUGUUAGGUAAACAAAUCCAUAGGCGUGAUGAAAAACGUAAACUUAACUGUUACCAAGUUACAUGUAUAGUGGUGUGCACUUUAUAGAUGCAAAAAAGCUACGCCUAAGAACUCCAUACAAAGCUAUGUUGGACCACAGAAUAUAUCAGUUGGACAAAGAAUUUUCUAAUUUAUAGUACAUUUAAUUUACCCUAGUUAAAAACCUUAUGCACGCCACAUGUAAACCUUAUGUAUGUAUACGAGCGAAAUCGAGAGGACAUUAUCUCUGCCUUUAUCUGUCGUAAACAAUCAUGUUGUCAAAUUGUUUACAUUCUUUAUCUCGCCUCGUUUAACGUAGCAUGGAUUUGUUUACCGAAUAUUAUGACAAUCUGCUAAAUGAGUUAUUGAUAAUUCUUUCUAAAACUGGGGUUCCCUUGUUAAAUAUUACUAUUGGUUCAAUCUUGCGUAAUACUAUCCUAUUGAUGUUUAUGCUCUUUUUAUAUGUGCCUAUACGAUAAAUUUACUUAAAUUGUAGUUAAAUAUAUUAUAAAAUAAAUGUAUUUUGUUAAUACUUGAAGUCCUAAAUGUAAAAGAAUGUUCCAUUGAAACAUAUCACUAGUUGUAUGUAAGCACUUAAUAGUUUAUAAUAAAUUAUUUUUAUGUA